This is a messenger RNA of Hyla sarda, 4412 nucleotides long. It is a transcript of the gene POU6F2, whose product is annotated as POU class 6 homeobox 2. The transcript has 10 exons. Gene Ontology annotation, molecular function: DNA-binding transcription factor activity, RNA polymerase II-specific; RNA polymerase II cis-regulatory region sequence-specific DNA binding. NCBI's taxonomy places the organism in Eukaryota, Metazoa, Chordata, Amphibia, Anura, Hylidae. The coding region runs from base 191 to 2233 and encodes 680 amino acids. The record is from RefSeq and is a predicted model, not a curated record. Gene Ontology annotation, biological process: regulation of transcription by RNA polymerase II.
CUGUAUAUGAGGACAACAGAGAACACAUAGAAAAUGUGUCCCUUAUUUACAUGUGCCCCCAGAGCAAAGAAAAAUAAAUAACUAAAUAGCAUUUAAAAAAAAUCAUAACCAUUAAAACUUGGCAGAAUAUCCUUCCUGCAAACGCUGGAGCUAGACUCAACAACGGACUAUCCCACAGCAAGAACGUCAAAUGGAUCCAAUGAUAGCCGGAAAAGUCAGUAAGCCCUUGCUGCUGCUGCGGAGUGAGAUGAAUGCAGAGUCGAGAGGUGAAGACAAGGCAGCUACUUCAGACAGUGAGCUGAACGAGCCCCUGCUUGCUCCUGUGGAAUCAAAUGAUGGUGAGGACACUCCCAGCAAGCUCUUCGGGGGCAGAGGGAACUCUGUGCCGGCUGAGUCGGGUACAAACGAUCCUCAUCACCCGGGCCAGUCUCAUCCAGGAUUCUCGGUUGGGCACCAGCCACUGCUAGCAGCACAACAACUGGCAUCAGCUGUAGCUGGAGUGAUGCCAGGGGGUGCUCCCGGCCUCAACCAGCCAAUCCUUAUCCCUUUUAACAUGGCUGGACAACUUGGGGGACAGCAAGGACUGGUGCUGACAUUGCCUACAGCCAAUCUUACAAAUAUUCAAGGCCUGGUGGCAGCUGCAGCAGCAGGAGGAAUAAUGACUCUACCAUUGCAAAAUCUACAAGCUACCUCAUCCCUGAACUCACAACUUCAGCAACUUCAGCAUCUACAGCAGCUUCAUCAGCAUCAUCACCACCAUCAUCAUCAAGGGUCACAGCAACAACAACAACAGCAGCAGCAACAGCCGCAAACCACAGCUCAGCAUCAGCAGUCACCGCAGCAGUCAUCCCAGCCUCAUCCCUCACAGCAAUCCCAGCAGCAACAAAAUCAGCAACAGCAGCAAAACCAAACACCAAACAAAAGCCAGAACCAACUUGCUACAAGCCAGCAGCCCUGCAGCUCUCCCCAAAAGCCCAAUCAAUCACCAGGACAUGGCCUUCCUUCCCCAAUGACUCCGCCAAACCCAUUGCAGAUGGUGAACAAUCCCUUAGCGAACCAGGCAGCAGCAGCUGCAGCAGCAGCAGCUGCCAUGGGCUCCAUAGCAAGUUCACAGGCCUUUGGUAAUGCACUCUCCAGUCUGCAAGGUGUUUCUGGUCAGCUGGUCACAAAUGCACAAGGACAGAUUAUUGGAACAAUCCCCCUCAUGCCAAGCCAAGUGUCAUCAAAUCAAGCGGGAAGUGGAGCUCAGGGACUUCAAGUGCAACCCAUCACGCCACAACUGCUGACCAACGCCCAGGGACAAAUUAUUGCCACUGUAAUAGGGAACCAAAUCUUACCAGUGAUCAAUACCCAGGGUAUUACACUUUCACCACUCAAACCUGGCCAACAGCUCCAUCAACCAGCACAGGCGCCGGUUGGUCCAGCAACAUCACAGGCAAAUCUUUUGCACUUGGCUCACAAUCAGGCAACAAUGGCUCAAAGUCCAGUCCGCCAAUCUUCAUCUUCUUCCUCCUCAUCUUCCUCUUCUUCAGCUUUGAGUGUUGGUCAGUUAGUAAGCAAUCCACAAACUGCCAGUGGAGAGGUCGAUGGGGUAAAUCUGGAAGAAAUCAGAGAGUUUGCUAAAGCUUUUAAAAUCAGACGCCUUUCUCUUGGCUUGACUCAAACGCAGGUGGGGCAAGCAUUAAGUGCAACGGAGGGCCCAGCCUAUAGCCAGUCAGCCAUCUGCCGACACACCAUCCUGAGAAGCCACUUUUUCCUACCACAGGAAGCCCAAGAGAACACUAUAGCUAGCAGUCUGACAGCCAAACUGAACCCUGGCCUUUUGUAUCCUGCCAGGUUUGAAAAGCUGGACAUCACCCCUAAAAGUGCCCAGAAGAUAAAGCCAGUCCUUGAGAGGUGGAUGGCUGAGGCUGAGGCCCGCCACCGAGCAGGUAUGCAGAACCUGACGGAAUUUAUCGGCAGCGAGCCUUCAAAAAAACGCAAGAGGCGCACAUCAUUCACUCCACAGGCCCUAGAGAUCUUGAAUGCCCAUUUUGAGAAGAACACACACCCUUCUGGACAGGAAAUGACAGAAAUUGCAGAAAAGCUGAACUAUGAUCGGGAGGUUGUCCGCGUGUGGUUCUGCAACAAGCGACAAGCUCUCAAGAACACAAUAAAACGCUUAAAACAACAUGAGCCUGGCACAGGAGUCCCUAUGGAGUCUUUAACAGACUCAAUGGAGGAAAAUUCCUAAAACUUUGAGAUUGAACUCUAUGAAAUGCCUGUCCAUCAUCCUUGUAAGUAAAAGACUGAAAACAUAGGUGGACUGAACAGUUUAUUAAUGUACUGUAUUCAUGAGUUUUCCAAAAACAUUGCACAACACUUAGUGUGUGUGAUAGUAGUUCUGAACAAAAAUAAAAAAGACAAUGUUUUUCUAUGGACUUCACAAAAAUACCAAAUAACUGAAUACAUUGUGUGUAUACUAAGACAAUACAAACAGUGUUUGAAAAACAAGAUGUUUUAUCUAUGUAAAAAAGAAAACAAGCCUGCCACCUGGAGGAUCAAUCGACCUAGACUUUCAGGUUCUAAAGUGCUCAUUCACUACGAAAUCUUCACUGAUAACCAAAGCGAGAAAAAUGGUGUUGCAAACCUAGAUUGUUGGACUUCUCUAUAAUGAGCAUAAUGUUGUGUUACACAUGUCACUGUCUACUAUGUGAAAAGCAGAAAACAUUGAGAAUUUGUAUUUUAUUCUAAAUUGUUACUUUAUGUUGAGACAUAGCUUAUCAUUUGUCACAUAUUUCUUUUUACUAGACUGUGUUAUUUAUGCUACAUUUGUUUAUUGAGACAAAUGCAGUUUUCCUAACAUAGUCUUUUAAAACAUAGAUCCCAUGGUUUUCCAUAAGAAGAAUGGAUUAUAAUUGGUUUGUUCAUGCAGUGCCAAUGAACUAGGAUUUUCUUGCCCGACAAGGAAAUAUCUUCCAUCGUGACAAUUAUUAUAAGAGAAGUAAUAGGGUUUCCACAAUUACGUUCUGCAGCCAUUUUCUGCAUUUUCUCUCCAAAGUAUCUUAGCCAAAGAAAAAAAUCAAAUAAUAUAAAAGAAGCAGCUCAAGAAAACAAACCAAAUGAGAAAUUGAAGGAACGUUAGGGUGUUUUUCACAUAUGUGUAUUAGAAAUAAUAAGGUGUUUUUCACAUGUGCGUAAAUAGCUGUUUAAUAGUUCAUGUGACAGCUGUAGCAGUGCAUAAGGUAAUAUGUGCAGCCAAAAUGUGAUAUGUAUAUAUAUAUCUAUGCCUUUUGUCACACAAGAUGCUGCACAAUGUCACAGUAGCAUGGUCUUUUUUUUUUUUUUGCUAUAGGGUCAUCUGUUGCCACAUACAUUGUGUCACAUAUCUUACACGUCUGAACGCAAUAUAAUGAUUCUGUAUGUCUCACAAGCAGCAAAAACAUUGCAUUACAUGCUACAGCUGUCACUGAGUACUCCACUGUGCUUAGUGUUCCCUUUCUUAAAUGUAAAGCACAUAUUCUUUCCCACUCUUAGGUUAUGUACACACUCUGUUUUUGGUCCAAUUUUUCAUGCAAAAAAAAAACUAACAAACAAAAAAAAACUGCUAAAAAUUUUAAUAGUUUUUUCCUGCUAUUUUGUCUAUUUUUGGUACUUUUGAAAUGUGUUUUUCUGAAAUUUUUCCCAUAUUUUUUGUAUUUUUUUUCCUUUUGUUACAGCAAAUGUUAUUAUGCAAUUAGCAAACCAGAUUUUUUUCUGUAAAAAUGGCCAAUAAAACAUGCAAAAAAAACAAACAAAAACUGAGCCAUGAUCAGCUGAACAAAAGGACCUUGCACUAAUUUAUGGUCAUAAAAUAUUAUUAGAUGGGAAUCACUCAAUAUUAAUAAACAGUGAUUCUUUGGUCAAUUUUUUUUCUACCACAAUUGAUUUUAUGGCUCAAAAAUGGAUCAACAUACUAUGUGUGAACAAAGCCUGACUGUAAAGUAUCAGAAGGGGUUGCAGUACAUAUGCUAUAUUAUAGAGGCACUAUUUAUUUUAAUAGGGGUCUACAAUGAUUCUCACUGCAAAGAUUUUCAAUCUAGCAGUAUGGUGGAAGGAAUAUUACAAAAAUAAAGGUUCUUCAAUGCCAUCAAUGCCACUAAAAUCCACUCAAUACUACAAUAGCAUUGCUGUAUACAGUAUUUAUAAUUUGUUGCUUUUUAGAUGUUUAAAACUAGGUAAAUUGGUUUAUAGUUUGGAUUCUCAUUUGAACAUUUCACUGUUUACAAACAGAAUAACUGACCAAAAAAUUGAGUAGCCUUGUAAAUCUAUUACUGAUCCUCUAUUAUAGCUCAGAGCCACAAUGACAACUUGUUAGCUGCUCAUCACUGGAGAUCAUCAACUCAGUUAGGCACAUCCCUAACAGUUUAGCUGAGCUACUACUAUAUAGUAAG